Leptinotarsa decemlineata (Colorado potato beetle) is the source of this 1967-nucleotide messenger RNA. RefSeq lists its product as uncharacterized. Gene Ontology annotation, biological process: regulation of transcription by RNA polymerase II. Gene Ontology annotation, molecular function: RNA polymerase II cis-regulatory region sequence-specific DNA binding; DNA-binding transcription factor activity, RNA polymerase II-specific. The record is from RefSeq and is a predicted model, not a curated record. NCBI's taxonomy places the organism in Eukaryota, Metazoa, Arthropoda, Insecta, Coleoptera, Chrysomelidae.
AAAUAGUUGCGUUUCAAUGUCAUGAAUGUCAAAAUAUUAUCUAUGGUUUUGAAACCCACUGAUUAAGUACAACGUACAACUCCACACACCUGAUUACUGACAAACAUAAAUUUCAGUUGCCAAUACAAUCAUUGAAAAACCUACUUCGUCCACUUUUACUUGAAAAUGGCUACUGGUGAAUAUGGAAACCUAAUCAAAGAAGAGGUAAAAUCUGCUCUGGAAGAACACAUUUCCAAAGGAAAAUGUGAUGCACCAGAAAUUGUUAUUUCAAAGAUGGAAUUCAAGUCAGAAAAUAUCAAAAGUGAAGAUGUCAUUGAUGUUGUUCAUCAUGUUCUGAAAUCUGAAAAGUGUGAGGUUUGUGGAGGUUUGCUUUGUACAACUGAUUUUGUCAGCCCUGAUAGUUUGGACUCCAUUUGUAACUGUCUUUAUCAGAAUGAGUCUAAUGCUAUGCAAGAUGAAGAUAUGACUUGGGACUUCAAACCAUUUAACAUUGAUGCAGAUUCUAGAAACUUUCAUUUUAAAAUUCAGGAAGAAACACUAGUUGUGAAGGAAAAGGAGGUAGACAAUGAAAAUGUGCCAUCAGCGUCAUGUGAAAACAAAAUUUCUAUUGAGAAAUUCUGUGUUGUUAAACACAAAACGUUACAAAAAACUGAGGAGGUCGAUGAAACAUUUAGUAAUUCUACAAACUUUAGUUUUAAAAUUCAGGAAGAAACACUAGUUGUGAAGGAAGAGGAGGUAGACAAUGAAAAUGUUCCAUUAACGUCAUGUGAAAACAAAAUUUCUAUUGAGAAAUUUCAUGUUGUUAAACACAAAACGCUACAAAAAAGUGAAGAGGUCGAUGAAACAUUUAGAUCUGGGUACGAUUUGAAUUCAGUUAGGCAGAGGAUUCAAGAAGAAAACAAAAUGUACUCAAAAAAUUUGAAUGAAAGAACUGAUAUUGGAAACAGACCUAUAAAGAAAAUAUUCAAUUGUAAAGUGUGCAAAAAAUCAUACGCUCAAAGUUGUGAUUUGAAAAGACAUGAAAUAACUCAUACUGGAGAAAAACCCUUUCAGUGUGAAAUAUGCUCUAAGUUUUUCACUCGCAAAGAUAAUUUGACAUCUCAUGAAAGAACUCAUACUGGCGAAAAACCCUUUCAGUGUAAAAUAUGCUCUAAGUUUUUCACUCGCAAAGAUAGUUUGACAUCGCAUGAAAAAAUUCAUACUGGUGAAAAACCAUUUCAAUGUAAAAUUUGCUCAAAGUCAUUCAUUCAAAGAAGUAACUGGAAGUCCCAUGAAAAAAUUCAUACCGGCGAGAAACCAUUUCAGUGUAAAAUCUGCUCUAAAUCAUAUACUCAAAGGAGUGUCUUGAAAUUGCAUAAAAAAAUUCAUACUGGUGAAAAAAAUAUAUUUGAUUCUCCAUGAAAAAAUUCACACUGUUGAAAAAGCAUUCCACUGUAAAACCUGUUCCAAGUGUUUUACUCGCAGUGAAAGUUUAAAAUUGCAUGAAAAAAUUCAUACUGGCGAAAAACCAUUUCAGUGUAAAAAUCUGUUCUUAAUCAUUCUCACAAAGUAGUAAUUUGAAAGUACAUGAAAUGAUUCAUACUUAUCAAAAACCAUUUCAGUGUAAAAGCUGCUUGAAGUCAUUUGCUUACAAAGCUAGUUUGAAAUUGCAUGAAAAAAUUCAUACUGGUGAAAAAUCAUUUCAGUGUUAAAUCUGCCCCAAAUCAUUCAUUUAAGGAGGUGAUUUGGAAAGACAUGAAAAAAUUCAUAUUGGCAAAAAAAUAUUUCAUAAAUGUAAUUACUGUAAGUGUAAGAGUAAAAUGGGUAUUAUUAAAAAAAUCAACCCCUAAGUACUGUUAAGUCUCAGUGUAUUAAAAUACAACAUAAAUUAUUGUAAAAUAAACCAAUAGUUGACUUGAUAAAAGUCUGUUUCAGGAUAUCUUCAAGGGAAACUCACAUUUUUGUUAUAUGGUGAUUGAUGUAUUAUU